This is a messenger RNA of Gopherus flavomarginatus (Mexican gopher tortoise), 2925 nucleotides long. It is a transcript of the gene RBCK1, whose product is annotated as RANBP2-type and C3HC4-type zinc finger containing 1. The transcript is spliced from 10 exons. Gene Ontology annotation, molecular function: metal ion binding; ubiquitin binding; ubiquitin-protein transferase activity. The record is from RefSeq and is a predicted model, not a curated record. The coding region runs from base 983 to 2428 and encodes 481 amino acids. Gene Ontology annotation, cellular component: LUBAC complex. Gene Ontology annotation, biological process: positive regulation of canonical NF-kappaB signal transduction; proteasome-mediated ubiquitin-dependent protein catabolic process; protein linear polyubiquitination. Lineage: Eukaryota; Metazoa; Chordata; Testudines; Testudinidae.
GGGGCAGGGGCCGGGCCACGCCUGGCUGUUUGGAGAGGCACAGCCUCCCUUAACCAGCCCUCCAUACAAUUUCGGAAACCCGAUGUGGCCCUCAGGCAGGGGUGAAAGUAAGUUACAGGACUUACCGGUCCUGCUGGAGUCCUGCAGGGGGUGUGGCCUCAACUGGAAGAGGCGGGGCCUCUCAAGAUUUAAAGGCCCUGGGGCAGCGGCUGUGGCUGGGAGCCCCAGGGCCUUUAAAUCAACCCGGAGCUCACAGCUGCAGAGGUGGCUGGGAGCCCCCGGGGCUCACAGGCAAAUUAAAGGGCCCGGGGCUCCGGCCACUGUGGAGCUUCAGGCCCCUCAAAUUCUCACCGCAGCUCCAGCUUGGAUUUAAAGGCAGCUGUGGGAGCCCCAAGCCUUGCCGGGCUGGGGCUGGGAUUUAAAGGGCCUGGAGCUCCUGCGGAUGUGGGGAGCUCCGAGCCCUUUAAAUCCCGGCCCCAGCCCAGCCCCCGGAGCUGUGAGCGGGAUUUAAAGGGCUCUGGGCUCUCCAUGGUGACAGGGAGCUGCUGCGGGGAGCCCAGAGCCCUUUUAAUCCUGGCUGUGGAAGCUGGUGUGGUCCGGCACAGCAUACUGGCUCUUGCCGGUACUCCGUACCAGACCGUACCAGCUUACUUUCACCUCUGCCCUCAGGCCAAAAAGUUUGCCCACCCCUGACCUAGGGCUUUGGCUCCAGUGGGAGAGGCUGCACCUGUUGCUCUGAUGGUCCCUGGGUCAAAGCCCCUUGUCAGGUCUGCAGCUGUGUGGAACCAAGAGGGGCCAGCCCUGGGCUCAGUAGGGAAGGAUGAGGUGAUGGUGUUUUCCUUCCCAGCUCCUUCCCCAGACCAGCAGUCAGGAGGAGGCGACUUGGACUGCGUGAGCAGGAGGACGGGAAUGACAAAAAGCAGGAGCACGUGAGCUGGAGGCUGAGUGACUGAGCUUGUGGGUGGGAGUGGAGGAUGCCCAGAUGACCACAGUCCCCAUCUACCUGCAAGUCAAUCCUCAUAUGACUGUGGCUUCUCUGAAGGACAUGGUAUUCCUCCACUACGGCUUCCCACCCAGCGUUCAGCAGUGGGUGGUGGGCAAGAGGCUCCCCGGAGACCAGGAGACCCUGCACUACAACGGCAUCCAGCGAGAUGGUGACAUGGCCUAUCUCUACCUCCGGUCUGCCAAAGAGGCCAAGCUCAGCAAAGAGACAUUCCAGAGGGAGCAGCAGCGCCGAGUCCUGGCAGAACUGGGCUUCGGAGACAUUAGCCUGCAGCCUCGUGGGAGCCAGGAAUCGGCGGACACAGGGCUCGGAGGGGCGCAGGACAGCCUGUGCAUGGAGGAGCUGAGGCAUGAGCUCUCACAGGUGGAAGCUGCCCUGCCCCCUGAACCCCCCAAGGUCGGCUGGGUCUGUCCGAGCUGCACCUAUGUCAACAAGCCCACCCGCCCCGGCUGCGAGAUCUGCUGCAAGGAGCGGCCUGAGGACUACGCGGUGCCUGCGGCUUACCAGCCGGACGAGGAGGAGCUGGCGAGGAUGAGGAAUGAGGAGGAAGCCAUGUGGCAGUACCAACAGGUGAGAGAGCAGCAGAAGAUUGAGAACUACCAGCACCUCCUGCAGGUGGAUGGGCAGAGCCUGGUGCCUGCCGAUGAAGUGAUUGAAUGUCCCAUCUGCUUUGUGACCCUGCAGCCUGGAGAGGGGGUGACCCUCCGGGAGUGCCUGCACUCCUUCUGUAGGGACUGUCUGAAGGGGACGAUACUGAACAGCCCGGAGCCCGAGGUGCCCUGCCCGUACAUCGACGAGAAGUACUCCUGCACAGGACAGCUGCUGGAGCGUGAGAUCAGAGCGCUCCUGAGCUCUGCCGAAUACCAGCACUUCCUGGACCUGGGCGUCUCCAUCGCUGAGAACCGCAGCCGGUCCAGCUACCACUGCAAGACCAUGGAUUGCCGGGGCUGGUGCAUCUUCGAGGAUGACGUGAACGAGUUUGCCUGCCCGGUGUGCCAGAAGGUGAACUGCCUGCUCUGCAAGGCCAUUCACGAGAACAUGAACUGCAAGGAAUAUCAGGACGACCUCAAGCACCGGGCUGAGAACGACCAGGCUGCCAGGCAGACCACCGAGAUGCUGACGACAAUGGUCCAGAGAGGGGAGGCCAUGUACUGUCCCACCUGUAAGAUCAUUGUCCAGAAGAAGGACGGCUGUGACUGGAUCCGCUGCACUGUCUGUCACACGGAGAUCUGCUGGGUGACCAAGGGGCCGCGCUGGGGGCCAGCGGUAGGUUUGGAGCAUGAACCAGCGUUCGACCUGGGGAAUCCUGCCGUUCUGCGGAGUCGCUUGCCCCAGAAUUUAAAAAAACCUGCCCAACACAAGCUCCUGUGGCUCUGCCUUCUCCAGUCUGCAACCAGCCCACCCCACAUGCUCAGAGAGGCAUGAACCACUGGACGCAGCAGGGCUGUUCACUCUGAAGCCUAACUGUGACCAUUUAAAUGACUAACUGCUGCUGCACACAGCUGGCCCCCAGGAUGCUAGAGUGGCUGGCGGGUGCAGGAGCCAUGGCUCACAGCUCAGCUGGCUGCAGGAGUGGGGAGUUGCAUCCAGUGCUCCUCCCAUUACGUUUUCCUUCCUCUCCCACCUCACAAAGGGAAGGGAAAUGUGAUUCCCUGCUCCCCACCUCCAGUGCCAAGAGCCUUGCCUGCCUCCAGCCUGCCCAAAACUCAGCCCUGCCAGCAGCCUAGCAUGCAUGCAUACCUCGCUCCCAGUCCCACGUCCUGACUGCCUCUUACCCCUCCCUCCAUCGCCUGCGUGUGCAUCAUCUCUCCUCUGCUCUCCUCUCCCCAGGGCCCGGGCGAUACCAGCGGUGGCUGCCGCUGCAGACUGAACGGCGUUGCUUGCCAUCCCCACUGUCAGAACUGCCACUGAGCACACGACCC